Molecule: messenger RNA, 3071 nt
Organism: Antechinus flavipes (yellow-footed antechinus)
Lineage: Eukaryota; Metazoa; Chordata; Mammalia; Dasyuromorphia; Dasyuridae
Gene: TLR2
Product: toll like receptor 2
Exons: 1
Coding region: 1-2352 (783 amino acids)
Biological process (GO): inflammatory response; toll-like receptor signaling pathway; immune response
Cellular component (GO): membrane
Molecular function (GO): triacyl lipopeptide binding; protein binding; transmembrane signaling receptor activity
Source: RefSeq, a predicted model, not a curated record
AUGAGACAUGUCAGGUGGACAGUGUGGAUCAUGUGGACCAUAAUUGGUCUCUCAGAAGGAGGUGCUCCUAAGCAGACUUCUAUGUCAUGUGAUUCUGCUGGUAUCUGUGAUGGCCAUUCCAGGUCCUUGGGGACCAUUCCUUCAAGUCUGACAGAGACUGUGAAACAGUUAGACCUGUCCUUCAAUCAGAUCUCAUACAUCAAAGAAACAGACCUUCAGAUCUGUGUCAACCUAGAAGUUUUGCUGUUACAGUCCAACCAAAUCCGUGCAAUAGAUCCAAAUGCCUUUCGAUCCCUGGAAAAUCUGAAACAUCUGGACUUAUCUAACAAUAGUUUGCUCCACUUGUCACCCUCCUGGUUUAAUUCUCUCUCUUCCUUGCGUGUUCUACACUUGCAGGACAAUCCUUACCCACGGCUUGUGCAAGGUCUUUUUUCUCAGCUUCCCAGUUUGAGAAUUCUCAAAGUGGGGAACAAUAUCAGCUUCUCUGAACUUCAGAAACAAGACUUUGAAGGGAUGAGUAUGGUGGAGGACCUUGAGAUUGAAGCAGAUUACUUGAAAAAAUAUGAGCCAGGAAGUUUGAAGUUUAUUCACAAUAUAAGUCAUCUGACUCUCAGCAUCAAGAGGCCAAUUUUACUACUUGAUAUCAUGAUUGACCUUGCAGAUUGUUUGCAGCAUUUGGAAUUGAGAAAUAUUGAUCUGGAAAACUUCCAUUUUUCACUGCCUUCUAGUGUUUCCAAUGCACUGAUUGAGAAGAUUACAUUUAGAGAGGCACAAUUCUCAGAUAGAAGUUUUAUUGAAAUUCUUAAAAUGUAUUCCUUUGUUUCUGAAUUGUUAGAAAUUGUGUUUGAGGACUGUGAACUUAGUGGAGUUGGAGAUUGGGAAGAUGAGUUUUUAAGUGAAAUUAACGAUCAGGGAAAACUUGAAGCAAUCAUCAUACGGAGGCUACGAAUUAGAAACUUUUUCUUAUUUACUGACAUGAGACCUGUGUAUCCACUAUUAGGAGGAAUAAAGAGAAUCACCCUCACAAGUAGCAAAGUUUUCCUUGUCCCUUGUGACCUCUCAAGAAAUCUGAAAUCCCUCGAGUAUUUUGAUCUCAGUGACAGUUUGAUGAGUGAAAAUGCUCUAGAAAAUUCAGCUUGUGACGGAGCUUGGCCCACUCUGCACACGUUAAAUUUAAGUCAAAAUAAAUUCACAUCUCUGAAAACAGUGGGAGAAAUCUUGCAGACUGUGGAAACUCUAACUGACCUUGAUAUUAGCAAAAAUAGCUUUGAUUCUAUGCCUGACAGGUGUCAGUGGCCAAGGAAGUUGAAAUAUUUGAACAUCUCCAGAACAAAAACCUAUAUGGUAACUUCCUGUAUUCCCCAGACCCUGGAAAUCUUAGACAUCAGUAAUAACCAGCUCAGUGAUUUUCACUUAAAUCUGCCCCAUAUUAAAGAGCUUUAUCUUUCUGGAAAUAAGCUAAAGACUCUACCAGAUGCUGCUAAUUUCCCCAACUUGGUGGUAAUGAACAUCAGUCAGAACACAAUGCAUUCUUUCUCUAAGGCACAACUUGAAUCCUUUCAGACAACGGAAAGUUUGGCAGCUGGAGGCAACAACUUCAUUUGUUCUUGUGAAUUUCUGUCUUUUGUCCACAAAGAAGGAGUCCUGCUGGCUCAAAUCCUGACAGAUUGGCCAGAGAGCUACCUUUGUGAUUCUCCAUUUCAGGUAAGGGGCCAACGAGUUCAGGACAUUCAACUCUCCUUCUCUGAAUGCUACCGAGUGCAGCUGGUGUCUGCGAUCUGUUCUUCCCUCUUCCUGUUUGUCUUGCUGGCUGGGGUUCUGUGCUACCGGUUUCAUGGCAUCUGGUACCUAAAAAUGAUGUGGGCCUGGCUCCAGGCCAAGAGAAAACCCAAAAAAAUUAUAGACCAGGAGAUUUGUUAUGAUGCUUUUGUUUCCUACAGUGAAGGAGACUCUUACUGGGUUGAGAACUUCAUGGUCCAAGAACUGGAGAAUUUUGACCCCCCUUUCCGAUUGUGUCUCCACAAACGGGACUUUGUUCCUGGCAAGUGGAUCAUUGACAACAUCAUCGACUCCAUUGACAAGAGUCACAAAACGCUUUUUGUGCUUUCGGAAAGCUUUGUCAAGAGUGAGUGGUGUAAAUAUGAGCUGGAUUUCUCCCACUUUCGCCUCUUUGAUGAGAAUAAUGACGCAGCUAUUCUGAUCCUCCUGGAGCCCAUUGAAAAGAAGGCCAUUCCCCAGAGGUUCUGCAAGCUUCGCAAGAUCAUGAACACCAAGACUUACUUGGAGUGGCCCAGGGAUGAAGCUCAGCAAGAGGCAUUUUGGUUCAAUUUGAGAGCUGCUAUAAAGUCAUAGACACAUUUAAUAGGGCUCAAAACUUAGCUCUAUUAUUCCUUAGCUUGAAGGAAAUAGUAUAUAUCCCCCCCCUCCUAUUUUUCUGAACAAAGACUAAAUUCUCCCCAAUCUCUAAGGCUCUCUCUAGUGGGUUUUUAUAGCUUGUGGAGCUACAUUAGACCUUUGGGACUUUGAAGGCCUAAGGGAUUUUAUGUUGAUCUUAUAAGAUUGCUUGUACACAUCCAGAUAGAGUGCUGCCUAGGUCACUUGAUUUCCUGAUAUAAAUCAUGAUCAAUAUUAUUAUUAUUAUUUAAUCUGGACCAUUUGCCUAAGUUGAUUAGACACUACUGCCAAUAUUCCAAUCCAAGAAUCCAGGGUUGUUACAUUAAAAAAAAAAUAGUGUGAAUCACUCCAUUUUGCGCUUUAUCCAAGGUUUUAUAAAGUUAUAUCUCAAACUCAAUUGAUUUUAAGUCACAAAGAUUACUCCUUCUCCCAACUGUCAUCCAACUUAAGGAAUGUCACCAAAACUACCUCUCUCCGUCUUACCUCAGAAUUUCUUGAUCUCAUGCAGCAAUAAGAAACCAAGCCCCUUAAACCCUACAUUUUGAUUUUCACUUCUUUCAAGAUGUAUGUUAACUUGUAGAAACCAAUGGUCUUGUUUCUUAUGCUACAGAGAAGCUGGAUCCAAUUUGUUUCUGCAACCAUAUGUCUUUCUAAAUAAAUCAUUUGUCUAGUUGAUA